GACCCUGCCCACUAAACCACUACAGCCCAUCAUAAUCCCCCCUCUCUCUCUCCCAUAUUAGGAGGCUACCAGGAGUCCCUGUGUACAAUAACUCAGCAAUUCGGUAAAGCUUCAAGUUGCUUAAGCCUUUCAUCUCUGCUCGAUGGUACUUACUCUCUUCUGCAAGAUGCAGCAAAUAUGCUAACCUUAACCGAUAGUCUUCCUUUAUCCCUCUAAACGUAUAUCCAGACUCCGACAGCGAUGGAGAAGCCGAUAAUACUCGAGAAAUACAAGUUCGUUAAUUCCAUUUAUUACAACGAAUUAUAGCGCACUAAAUUUACCCUUAACAGAUCGAAGAAGCUCUGAAGCUUUACCAACGGGCACUAAAAUUACAUACAGAUGGUGAAUGGGAAGAGGCACAUAAAGCUUAUGACGAACUGUUUGGCUCCGGGGUAUUCCAAGGUAAUGCGGAAGAGGAACAGGUAACUCAUACCCUCCUUAAGUUAAUCUAGGGCCAAGCUCUUAAUAUUGCGCAAUUGUUUUAGGUUCAUGGAAGGGGUUCGGCUCCUGGAUCUUCGCUGCCUCUUGUUUUGUAUUUAGCAUACAAGAACCACGGCGCCUUCAAACUGGACAGAUUAAAGGCUAGCGGAGUUGAAGCUGGGUCGGAGUUCGAGCUUACAAUUCAACAGGCGCUGGACUGGUUUUCCACAGCGCUCGGAAGGGAUGCAGGAGAUUCUUCUUUGUGGCGCAAGGCUGCUCAGCUAUCGUUAGCGAUUGACUCCUGCCGCCUCAACCGGUUCGCCUUAGAGUCAGUACUGGACCACGAAACCGUCGGCGCAGAUUCGGGAAGCGAUACGCUUGCACUUGUGGUAGGCGGAAUCCCUAAUCCGGAAGAAUAUCUUGCCACCAUACAGCUUAGGGAUGUCCUCAGGAAGGUUUGUGAUACGGCAGUUCUAGAGAGCGACAAAAUCAAACAUCUAUCGAAGCAAAAAUUACAUCCACGAUUCCGGAAAUACACAAACCCGUAUCCCUGGAUCCCUCUUCCGAAGGAGGAAGAUACAAAAACUCUUGGGGAUGUUCUACAACAAAUAACAAUAAAUAAGCAGACAGCCGAGUCUUCGUUAAGAACAUGGCCAGGCGUCGGUAAUGCAAUUCUGUCCCAGAUAUCUAGCGAUGACACUUCGGUACAAGCCCUGAAUGCAUCAUCGUGUUUGCAUAUUAUUAUCCCUAUCCUAGAGGGAGAGGAUAUGUCUCGAGAAACCACCCCCGAUGAGCCUACUCCUGGAUCUGGUGGGAAAUCAGAAACAGCAACUGCCGAAGAGAACGAGGAUACCGCCAUGACUGAUGCCUCUGUUGUGGAGCUUGCACCUCCCCCUGCUGCCGGACGGCGUCGAAGUGGCUCUGCGACCCGAAAACGUAAGUCUGCUUCAUUAGGAGCAGAUGGCGGGGAUGGAGGGAGGUCAAGGUUGAGUAAGAGACAACGUGAUAAGAAGGAGGCAGACGCUGCGGCUGCGGCUGCGGCUGCGGCAGCUCCCGAGUCCAAGCAAAAGGUUCGGCGGGAAACGCAGAAUGAGAGACUGUUUAACACCGCCGAUGAAUGCUUUUCGCCCCUGGGUGUUUCAUUGGGAACUGCCUCAAGUUUAAUGCCCAAGACGAGCAGCAUUAGUGGCGAAAACAACGGGGCUAAUGAGGAUUUAUAUCUCGAUGACUUCAAAAAGAUACUACAGGACUGGGAUGAUGACAAGGGAAAUGUCCUGUUAUACGGAGACGGUAUACAAUCCCCCGACGAAGCCUCCCAGGGGAUGGCCUUUCUAGACCUAGAAGCAAAUGUCCCAUCCCGGCCCGUUCUAUCCGGUGACGAAAAUCUCAGAAAAUGGGUCAACUCUGUCAACGCCCGCGGUUUGAGUCCAUUAGAGGCAGGCUUUGAGUGGCUGAAAGCCCUCUGCAUGCGGGAUGUGCCCAACUUAGGAAAGACUAGGAAGACUCGGGGGUCGUUGGGAACAUCGACAGCCAGCAGUUGGAUUCGGCAUAGCUGGCCAGAGCCAUUGAAAGAGGUUGUAACCGCAAUGGCUAAUGUGUGCGAGGAAAUGUGCUGGGGUUACUUCAAGGGAUAUCUUGAAAACUUUGCGGGUCAUCCUCACCCAUUUGGAGAUGACGAUUACGCCAUAAUCGAGUGGGCCCAAACCAUGUUUGAAAUAUAUCUCGGUGACUUGGCGGCAGGAGAGCGGCAAAAGAGCGGUGCUGAGCUCUCAGUCCGGGGAGAGGAAGAAUUGGAGAUCAGGAGGGAAAAGGCAAAGAGAUGGAGUUUCCUUGUCAGAGAUCUGAUGUAUUGUCGUCCAAGAGGUAGUGAUGGCAUUGUGGAGGACCAAUUGACCAUGAGAUGUCUUUGGGCUAUUGCAGUUUUUACGGCAUUUACCGGUGUUUCCAGAGAGUUCAGGCUGGAAUGCUUUGGCGAUUUGAAGGGUAUUAUGUCCAACAAUAAGCUCCACUCAAUUGAGCUUCCCAACAGCUCCAUCAUGCCAGAAAUCUCAGCUCUUAGGGCCGAUCGGGAAAUCAGUAAGCUUAAGACCGUUGAUUUCUUUACAUCUAUAUUUCAAGUCACAACCAGUAUAGGAGGCGCCGAAAAAGAUCCUAAUGAGGUUAUCGAAAUUCUUGAAGCCGUUCUGGAGCCUGGGGUGGUUAGCCCGUACGACGAGCAAGAGCGCCGGAUACUCGAAGAAAUAACCAGAUUUCUUGAAGGCUCCAGUGCAAUGUUUAGAUUGCACCUCUGGGAAAAGCUCAAGGUAGCCUAUGAAAAAGUAGGCUAUCGCCCAAAAGUGCUUUCUUGCGUAUUGAGAUCAUUAGAGGUUGUGGUUGGCGAUUUGAAAAGUAGGAGUUACCUCGAAUCUUCGGAGGACCAUCGCCACUUUGUUCUACUGCGGUCAUUACGCCUCGUGGAAGAGAUGUUGCCCGUAAUCCUGGGACUCGUCUCUGGGGGUAAUGGGUUUGUGAAUUUGUCCGAAAUCGACCGAGAUGGGCUGGUGGACUCGAUGAAGUCAAUGACUAUCUUGCUGAGACUCUUACAUUGUUACGCUUUUUGGGAGAGUGCAGUCCUCAACCAUGAGAUCACGGCUAGCAACCUACAUUCUUACCGCCUAGUCGUAGUGAAGUUUAGGGAAAUGAUGGUACGAGCUUGGGUAGUGAUGUACUCAAUUUAUAAAGAAACAGCCGACAGGGGGAUGGGUAGCGACAGCCUUGACUUAGAGGAAGGAGAGAAGGAGGAACGAUUAGCGACUCUCCUAAGGGACAUGCAUCAGGAGCUCGGGGGCAGAAACUACUGCCGGUUAUCAGACCGUAAGCUUGCGCCCCCCACUACGAAGCCUCCCGCCGGGCCGCAGCUAAUUUUCGGAAACCCAGAUACGUUACUGAGACUAACGCAUGAUGAACUUCUGAGGCUCGAUCUUCGAGAUUUUGACCACGAUCUGUUGCAGUGCAUAUUCUGUCGAUUUCACAUUGCCAUAUGCGUAAACAAUCCCACCGUGUUCACAGUAUAACGCCCUUCUAACUUCGGCAAUUGCAGUCUGACCAGGUUAUCUUCAACGACCAUAAGACGGAUCCAGAACCCUUCGACAAAGCGACAGCUAUGCAGUUGAUGGAUUUCAUCCUCCUCCUAGCAUCUCAAAAGAAGGAUAUGCAGCUACACAAAUCAGACGUGAAAGGUGCCCUGGAGAGGUUUUUCGAGGUUCUCGGCCCUCCUAGAAAGUCCUCAAAUAAUAAGAUCGUCCUCAACGAAUCAGUCAUAGAUCGGUACCUUCGCAGCUCUAUAAACCCCCUCAAGUUAUUCAACAGCCUGAAAGGUGAGGGUUCACUCAAUACCACCGAAGUGAAUGGUCUGCAUGCUCAAGUAGCAGCGAAGGGCCUCUAUUUCACUCUUGGGAAGAUCUACCUCUUUCCCAUCAAAUACCAGAAGCGAGUUGGAUCAAUAAAACCAGAUGAUGUGGAAAAUGCGGUGAGGUUCUUUAAAUACGAUCUAGUGUGCAACGCCGAUAAAUGGGAGACUUGGUAUCGACUUGGCCAGACUUAUGAAGCACAAAUGGAGGACGGCCAGACCUGGAGUGCCGAACAGAUUAACACUAAGAGAGGGGAACUUGCCGCUCUAGAACGAGUAUGCUUCUCUCUCUCCUACGAAUCUCGUGCCCCUCCAAACAUCCUCAACCCACUGCUAACACCAUUAUGCAGAAAGCAAUACUAUGUUACAUGAAGACAUUAUCGCUUGCUAUUCAGAACGAACGCAUCGAAAACCCGGAAUGUGCGAAAACUCUGUCUACCCUCUUUGUUGAUUUUGGCACAAGGGUCUACUCCGCCCUUAGAGCUCCGAUGGAGAUGGAAGCGUUCUCUAUAGAGGGAUUUGAUAGGCAUUUUUCGGGGACACGCGGAGAAGGUGUAUAUAAAGCCGCUGCGCACAAAGGUCUAUUACCCACCAACGGGUUAAAACUUGCCAUGGCACUAUUCAAAAAGUCUUUACAACAAGCCCCCGAUAAUUGGAAGUAAGUGCCGUACCGUACCCUCCAUAGCGAUUUCCGCGUGUGCAAGAGUCAUACUGACCAUUAGCAGAGCUUAUUAUAUGAUCGGAAAGUGUAUGGGCAAGCUUCUGAAGAAAGCUGACAUGUACACACCGGGAGAAGUCUUGGAAAAAUACGUCCAGGCAAUCAAGCUCUGCCCCGAGAAGGUCGGCAGCGAUCAUAUCUUCGAGCCUCACCAUAGGUUGGUCUCAAGUACCUGUAAAUACGUUUUGCAGGGCUUAGUGACGGUGAGCACAGCUGCGAUUUAUUUUGUCCCAUUGAUCCCUCGUUACUAACCUCAGCAAUAGCCCGAGCGAGCAUGCGAAAUACUGCAGGUCUCGCAUUUUACGAAAAAGAUGGAACCUGUCAAGGACCGUGAAUCCUUUGUUAAGUAUAUUCUUGAAGUCCUAAAAAGAAUGCGGACGGCGGACAAGCCAAAAUGGCAUCACCGCAUGACAAACAGGGCAGGAAAACUCAAGUUCUCCGAGUUGGGUGAUGUUGCUGGAGCAAAGACCGAAAUUUCUUGUCUCUUCUCUAAUAAAUCCGUCAGUUUAAGCAUUUGGAAGCCCGAAAACGAGAGGUAUCUAUCUCCGCUCCCCCUGGCACCGCGGUUUAAACGUCUAACAUGCAAAUGGUGCAAUACAGAACCGGCAGGCAUUUUGUAUAUGCUUCAAAGUACACUAUGUUCUACGUCGACUUACUAGAAAAGUUAGACGACCGGACCACAUUAGAAGCCGUAACUAAGAGGGUGCGGAAAGGAACCACAGGCUUUUUCCGCCAUACCGAUGUCUGGCAACACGUCUUCUUAGCCUACAUACGAGUUCUCCGGCGAACCGGCAACAUACCAGAACAGAGCGACGAAGAAGUCUUCAAAAACGUUUCAUACGACGAAUUCAAUACCUACAGUGCUCGCCUAGAUACCUACUGCAACCUCAUUACAACUUCAUCUCCAACCCUAGACCUCCUCCGAGAGGUCUUCGAACUCCGUCGCCUAAACGCAGGUCUCGCCAGAACUCCUCUAAUAGACGAUCUCUUCGCGGACUCCUACGCAAAGCUAUAUGCGGAACUAGUCCCUGAGAUCCUAAACCAAAUCUUUAUGCACAGGGAGGAACCCGAGGCCCGUGCAAACCCGAUGUCACUCAAGAACUUGAUGUUUGAGGAGCAGCCGUCUGCGGACACCAGUGCUGUGAAUUUAGCUGCCGCACACUCCAAAUUAGACGAUCUGCCCAUUAGAGGAAAGAUGACCAAAGUUACAAAGAGGGAAUUGAUUUCCAAAGCUUGCAACCUCUGCAAGCUCGCUACCGCUGCGCCCAUGAGUGGGAAAACUAUCACUGCGCCAACCACCCAGCCCUCGGUAUAUUCCCCAUCCACCCACCCCUCAUAAUAACCAUAUAUCCACGUGUAGCUAACAGCCCACUACAGAGCCCCAAAGCCAGAAAUUCCCUCCUCCCCCCACAGGACGGCGGCUCCCCUGAAGACACGCCAAUGGGUAGUCCGAACGAGGGACCCCAAGACAGCGCCGAGGACCCCGGAUCAGAACUAGAUAUCUCGGGGAUGCGGAUGGAGGACGAAUAAAAGGAUUGUCUACCCCUCCCCCAUCCCAUCCCCCUCCUACUUUUUCCUUCCUCUCCUCCCAGAAGAAGGCGGUGAAAGCUUGUUCCUUCGCUUACCACGACCUGAUUACUAGCCAAGCUAGAUAGUGUAUAGAGAGGUGUUGCCUCACUUUGCUUUUCCCCCCUAAUGGUUUGCUGUGUAGUCUACAUUAGAGUAUAUCUUUCCUUUCCCCCUUCCUACUUUCUCCGCCUUGCUUUGUCCAGUUGCAUCGGGGUAUGGGAUGGAGGGCGUGUCAAGUAGGAUCUGUUAUAUCAUGUGUGCGAGAAUGAGACUAUGGGGUACCACAUUGCGAACGAAAGCUCUCAAACAGCAAUUUUUAUCCCUAAGCGCGUCUCUCUACCAAGUGACGGAAGCAUGUAGCUCUUCAAAAACGUCCUAUAAUAAGAGUUUUACCACCCAAAUAUGUUCACAUUCCAUCACUCGAAAUCCAUUCCGGCGCGAAUCACUACGUCCCAAGUCAUUG
Molecule: messenger RNA, 6597 nt
Organism: Tuber aestivum (summer truffle)
Lineage: Eukaryota; Fungi; Ascomycota; Pezizomycetes; Pezizales; Tuberaceae
Source: the annotation of a GenBank genome assembly